GACAGCAUGAACAGGAUCAGGAUCCUCGUUUUGUCUUUUGCCGUUUCUUGUUCGACACAGCAAUCGUCCAAUACAACAUUGUUUUUGAUCUCAGGCCCAGACGUCCUGCACGCUGGUACACCCACUCCUUUGGCGUUCACUGUUUUCACCAACUUCUCUGGCAAAAUAACAGCUGAAGUUGCAUACGGCAGCACGAAAGUAGCUCAAACAGAGGACUUCCAAGGAGGUCUGACCAAGAUCCUCACACUUCCUCCUUUUCCAGCCUCCGUACCUCCAAACUCCCCGUUGAAUUUGACAGUUUUUGGCUUCAGGGAGAGCAGUCAGAUUUUUACCAAGACCUCUGGCCUCACCUUCAACCUUAAGAAUGUCUUCACCUUCAUUCAAAUGGACAGAUCGCGCUACAAACCGGGGGACACCAUCAGAAUCAGGGUUGUGUUGGUCCAGAUGGAUAAUAAGCCGUAUCAAGGGAAAGUAGACAUGUCUGUACUGAAUCCAAACAGGACAACUGUUGACAGGUGGUCCACUACAGAGAGUCUGGGAAUCUCCUUGAAAGACUUCCGUUUGCCCCAGACCGCUGCUUUUGGACAGUGGGUGAUCACAGCCAUGGUGAAUGGGGUAACUGAUGAGAAAAGAUUCACUGUGGAGGAUCGGAGCAACACAUCUACCAAUAACUCUCCGUUUGUCGUGCUGAUCAGGACUUCAUCACAAGUGUUUGUUGGUGAUGACAUCACAGGAUCCGUGAGAGCGUUUUAUUCCAGUGGACAACCUGUACAAGGCACGUUGGUUGUAACCGUCACUUUGGAGCCUUCAUUCUUAACACAAACCAAAUCAAUCUAUGGGUCUACAAAGUUUUUCUUCAGCAGAGAUCAACUCCAGGCUUUAUACUCUUCAUCAACAUUUAGCAGCAACAGCCUUGUUUACCGCAUUAUUGCCCAAGUUAAUGACAACUUCACAGGGUUUAAAGUGAACAAAACGGUUGAAGUCCACCUCGUGCAGGACAAAUUCCACCUCAUGUUCCUCAAUUUUCCACCCUCCCUAAAGCCAUCCUUACACUUCUCUACCAAUCUUCGGAUCAGAAGAUCUGAUGGGAAGCCUCUAAGCUUGUUCGAUUCAAACCACUCUGCUGUGGUUGAAGUCACUCAGAAAUCCUCAUUCAUGAAUGUAUCUACAAAUCUUACACUUCCUGUACCAAAGGAUGGAAACGUACUCGUCCAGUUUAAAUUACACAAUCAAGCAGAGAUGCUUAUAAUAAGAGCCAUAUAUCAGUCCAGUGAGGAGACACUGAAGGUCUACAACAACCACACCUCUUCUAGUGGUUCAUAUAUUCAGAUCUACCCGGUCAACACAGUACCUGCACAGGUGGGCUUACCAUUUCAACUUAAUGUGGAGAGUACCUUCAAACCAAUGACGCUUCACUUUGUGGUAGCCUCUAAAGGUCAAGUGGUGGCUGCUGGAACAAAAAACUUCUCUUCCCUUUUGGAUCUCACACCAACAUCGUCCUGGUACCCUGAGGCUUGUGUCACCGUUUAUUGCAUCCUCUCUGAUGGGGAGAUCAUCAGCGACACAGCACAAAUACCCAUCCAUCAAAACAGCCAUAUAACUCUAAAAUGGAGCAGUGAUCGAGCCCAGCCAGGUGAGCGGGUAUCUCUCAUUGUGGCAGGCAAUGAAUCCAGGUUUCAAGUGGCAAUCGCGGUAAAAGGGAUGCAAAAUGAUGCACCCCAACCUUACACCGAGCUGUUAAUGGAGCAGAAAUGCAAUCUUCAGAUGAUGACGAAUGCAGUAUUGAACAAUAAAAAGCAACCAGAUGGAUCUAAAAAUGAUAGUGGCAGUGGCCUAAAUAUUGAAAAGUACUGGAGCCAGUGGAUUGGUACUACAGACUCACUGCUGUUGUUAGACACAAAUGUCAGUGAUAAGAACUGGAAGAGUGGGAAAAUAGCGGUGCCCGAUGGUGUCACUUCUCUUGAAGCUUUUGCACUCGUGAUGUCGGAGAACCUGGGUUUGAGUUUCAUUCCUGUGCCACUAAAGCUGACCGUAUCCAAAGAUUUCUCCUUGUCUUUUAUUGUCCCACCAUACGUCAUCAGACGGGAGGAAAUUGUGCUGGAAGUAAACGUAACCAACCAUUUGGACCACGACAUUGGGGUUAUUGUGUUUAUUGCACAGACUGAGGCCUUUGAGUUUGUUAUGACGGAUCAACGGGACAAAUCGAUUAUAAACGCCCAGAGACUCACCUUGAGAAGCCAUCAGACUGCUUCAACUUUUUUCCCCAUAAGGCUUUUGGCUUUGGGCGACAUUGAAAUAUCUGUGGUUGCCAUGUCUCUAGAGGCCUCAAACAGCUUUUCCCAGAGAAUCCUGGUGAAGCCUGAAGGAGUUGAACAGUCCGUCUCACAGACAUUGUUCCUGGAGCUGGCAGAAAAACAAAAUGGUGCCAGAUCUGUUUCCUUUUCUUUUCCUUCAGAUGUGGUACCAGGAAGCCAAAGGGCCCAUAUAUCACUGGUUGGCGAUAUCUUGGCUCUGUCCAUCAAUUACUUGGAUUCACUGGUUCAGAGGCCCACCGGGUGUGGGGAGCAGAACAUGAUUCACUUUGCUCCAAGUAUCUACGUCCUCCAGUAUCUGGACAAGUCGGCCCAGGAUGACCCAGAGAUCAGGAGCAAAGCAUUGAGCUACAUGAUGACAGGUUAUCAGAAUCAACUGUCCUAUCAAAGAGCCGAUGGUUCCUUCAGUGCUUUUGGACGAAACGACACUUCUGGUAGUAUCUGGUUAACAGCUUUUGUGCUGCGGUGCUUCCUUCAGGCUCAGUCCUACAUGCAAAUAAACACGAGUGUCCUGACCAGUGCCAUGGGAUGGCUCUUGAAACAUCAAGGGCCCAAGGGGGAGUUUGUUGAGGUUGGCAGGGUCAUCCACUCUGAGAUGCAGCGCGGGUUGGAUGAUGACUCAGUAGCUCUCACAGCUUAUGUGCUACUGGCAUUUUUGGAGGAUGAUACUUAUUCUGCCAUGUUUGAAAGCAAUGUGUCUCUGGCCCUGAAAUACCUGGAGAGCAAAGUGUCGAGUGGUGUGAUCCGCAGCAACUACAGCCUGUGUUUGGUGGCGUACGCUUUAGCUCUGGGCGGCAGCCCCAAAGCUGCUAUAGCGCUCACAGAGCUCAGCAAAAGGGACGACUACACAGAUGAUGUCAUGAUAUGGAUGUCCUCUGCUGGCACGAGGUCACUUGAUCAGCAGCCGAGCUCGACACAGAUCGAGAUGGCCUCGUAUGUUUUGUUGGCUUUUUUCAUGCGAGGCAGCUUCAUUGAAGGGAUCUCCCUCGUGAAGUGGUUAAGCACACAAAGGACUCAUCAAGGUGGUUUUGGAACGACUCAAGACACCGUCGUUGCUCUCCAGGCUCUGGCUUACUACGCUGCGUUCAGUGGUGCCAAUGCCAUUGACAUCAAGUUUAACAUAUCUUCCUCCUCGUCUUCGUUUGUGUCACUGUUUCGCAUCAACGCAAUGAACUAUCGAACUUAUCAAAGCCAAGAGAUUAACCCUGUAGAAGAUUUACCUCUGCAAAUAUACAUGGAAGGAAGAGGAUUUGCCAUAUUUCAGCUGAACGUCUUUUACAACGUGAAGAGCAACAACUUGCAGCAGACCUCAGAUGAGGAUGCGUUCGUAUUAACAUCUCAUCUCACUCAAACUGACACUGAUCACAUGAUGAUGUCUGUGUGCACAAGAUUAAAAGACAGUCAGCCAAUAAAUAAUACAGGGAUGGCUAUAAUGGAUGUGGGCAUGCUCAGUAGCCUUGAUCUUCCUCCUGAAGCUGCGGUUGAAGCAGAUUUUAUCAGACGUGUGGAGAGAGGGCCCUAUAAAAUCAGCCUGUAUCUGGAUUCUGUCAACAAGUCAGAGGUUUGCGUUAAAUUUCCUUUGGUCAGAAAACACAAAGUGGCUCGUGUUCAAGAUGCUGUGCUGCAGGUUUACGACUACUAUGAACCCACAAGGAAAACAACAAAAACAUACAACUCAGACUUUCUCCUCAACACGAACUCCUGUUCUUUCUGUGGUGAAAAGUGUGAUUCCUGUCAGCCGGGGAUCACCAUCACAGUCAAGUCCCCGGUGUCUCGUUCCACCACAGAAACCGUCUACAGCCUGAUCUGCUUAUGCCUUGGAGUCGCUGCUUUUCUUGUUGUUGUCUAAUCAUAAGAGUGGCAUAAAGCUGGUCCAUGCAUGUUUCAAAUGUUGAC
Molecule: messenger RNA, 4208 nt
Organism: Nematolebias whitei (Rio pearlfish)
Lineage: Eukaryota; Metazoa; Chordata; Actinopteri; Cyprinodontiformes; Rivulidae
Gene: cd109
Product: CD109 molecule
Exons: 32
Coding region: 7-4161 (1384 amino acids)
Cellular component (GO): extracellular region
Molecular function (GO): endopeptidase inhibitor activity
Source: RefSeq, a predicted model, not a curated record